CAUUAGUUUGGAGGUCGAAGCUGUCAGCGGUGUGCAAGAAACCAUCGACCACGAAAGGAUGCUUGAAAUUCAAAUGUAAUGGAUGUUUAAUCUGAUUUAACAACAUAUGAUUUAACUGCUCCUUAACAGUAGCGACGGAAAACCUCACACAGCCUGCAGUUGUCAUGGAGGAGACGGAUAGGGAGGCCUUUGCCACUUCGGUGCAGCGGGUCGCCGGCAUGUUGCAGCGGCCGGAUCAGCUGGACAAGGUGGAGCAGUACCGCCGAAGAGAGGCGCGCAAGAAGGCCUCCGUGGAAGCCCGUUUGAAGGCUGCUAUCCAGUCCCAGCUGGACGGGGUCCGGACCGGACUCUGCCAGCUCCACAACGCCCUGGAGGACGUGAAGGACAUCCAGAGCUCCCUGGCGGACGUCAGCAAGGACUGGAGGCAGAGCAUCAACACCAUCGAGAACCUGCGGGAGGUGAAGGACGCCGUGGUGCAGCACAGCCAGCUGGCCUCCGCUGUGGAGAACCUCAAGAACAUAUUCUCAGUGCCGGAGAUCGUGCAGGAGGCUCGGGAGCUCAUCGAGCAGGGCGAGCUGCUGCAGGCGCACCGCAAGCUGAUGGACCUGGAGUGCUCGCGCGACGACCUGAUGUACGAGCAGCACCGCAUGGACAGCCGCAGCGCGCACGACACGGGCCUGAUCCGCGGCUACUUCGGCGACGUGCAGCGGCUGUCCGAGGAGCUGGCCAAGCAGCUGUGGGUGGUGCUGCAGCGCUCGCUGGUGACGGUGCGCCGCGACCCCACCGUGCUGGUGUCGGCGGUGCGCGUCAUCGAGCGCGAGGAGCGCACCGACCGCCGGGCGCUGGACCGCCAGCGGCAGACGGGCUUCCUGCCGCCGGGCCGGCCCAAGCGCUGGAAGGAGCGCAUGUUCCAGGUGCUGGAGGGCACGGUCAGCGCCCGCAUCGAGGGCUCGCAGUCCGACACGCGCGAGUCGGACCGCAUGUGGCUGGUGCGCCUGCUGGAGGUGGCCCGGCGCAACGUGCUGGACGACCUGGUGGUGGUGCGCCACCUGAUGGUGCAGUGCUUCCCGCCGCACUACGACACCUUCCGCGUCUUCUUCCACCUGUACCACCGCGCCCUCUCCGCCCGCGUGCAGGAGCUGGCCGCCGACGACCUGGAGGCCAACGAGAUCGUCUCCCUGCUCACCUGGGUGCUGCACACCUACGACAGUGAGGAGAUGAUGGGGCAUCCGGAACUCUCUGCUGAGUGCGACAUCAACCAGCUGGAGCCGCUGCUGCCAGAGGAGGUGGUGGAUGAGCUACUGAGCAAAUACAUCCAGACCUUUACAUCUAACAUCACCGGCUGGCUGCGGAAGGCUCUGGAAACAGACCGGAAGGACUGGUAUAAGGACACCGAGCCAGAGGCGGACCAGGACGGCUACUACCAGACCACCCUGCCUGCCAUCGUCUUCCAGAUGUUCGAGCAGAAUCUCCAGGUGGCGGUGCAGAUUAACGAGACCUUCAAAGACCAGGUGCUGCAGCUGUGUCUGAAGCAGAUGACCUCCUUCUUGCACAGGCCGAGGAGGGCGCGCUACAAGGAGGAUCACCUGCGGGACCGGCAGCUGCCCCAGUGCUACGUGCAGUACAUGAUCGCCCUCAUCAACAACUGCCAGACCUUUAAGGAGUCGAUAAGCAGCCUGAAGAGGAAGUACUCCCACUCCAUGGAGCCCACGGCCAACGACGCCGCCAUCGAGAAGACCCUGAGCGAGGUGGCCAAAGAUGGCUGCCAGUUCCUGCUGGACGAGGUCUUCCUGGACCUGGAGCAUCACCUGAGCGAGCUCCUGACCAGGAAGUGGAUUACGGGCUCCCAUGCAGUGGAAACCAUCUGUGUGACCGUGGAGGACUACUUCAGCGACUUCUCCAGGAUUAAAAAGCCCUUCAACUUGGAGAUGACCAGCGAGGCCCACCGCAGGGUGGUGGUGGAGUACGUGAAGGCGGUGAUGCAGAAGAGGAUCAGCUUCCGGAACGCGGACGAGCGGAGGGAGGGGGCGGACAGGAUGAUCCGCGAGGCGCAGCAGUUCAAGCUGCUCUUCAGGAAGCUCUCUCCUGACGAGGACAAGGAGUGGCUGUGCGAUUCCAUCACGGGCAUGGCUGAGGUGUUCAAACUCACAGACCCCACCCUGCUCUACCUGGAAGUGUCCACACUGGUGUCAAAGUACCCCGAUAUCAGGGAGGAGCACAUCGCCGCCCUGCUGGCGGUCAGAGGAGACGCCAGCCGGGACAUGAGGCAGAUGAUCUUCGAGACGCUGAACCAGAACAGGUCGCCCUUCCCGGCCAGCACCCCGCCCAUAUUUAAGGACAUCACCGUCCCCUCCCUCGCCUCCAUGGCCGUCCCCAAGCUGCUCAAGUGACGGGCGGGAGAGUGGGCGGAGCCGGGGCGCGGCGUCUGGAGGGGGGGGCGAGAACCCGGCGACGGCUAAUCGCACCCGUGUUUUUGCACUUUGGAAAGGGUGCGUUUCCCACCAAGACGCGUGUGAAUGACUGACAGCACUGACUAACACUAAUUUAAAAUGCGUUGCUACGGUUACUGUGAUACUUGAUUGAUCGCCCCACCCCCCAGUCCCUGUUGGCUUGGGGGGGGGGGGGGGUGGGGUUGGGGGGGCACUGUUACUGAACUGCACUUCGAUGUU
This is a messenger RNA of Anguilla rostrata (American eel), 2669 nucleotides long. RefSeq names its product exocyst complex component 3 (gene exoc3). Gene Ontology annotation, biological process: exocytosis; exocyst localization. Gene Ontology annotation, cellular component: exocyst. Gene Ontology annotation, molecular function: SNARE binding. Bases 165 to 2390 code for a protein of 741 amino acids. The record is from RefSeq and is a predicted model, not a curated record. Lineage: Eukaryota; Metazoa; Chordata; Actinopteri; Anguilliformes; Anguillidae. The transcript is spliced from 13 exons.